UUUUUACCAGAAUUGUAUCUUUAGUUUAUAUUAUCUCAAACCAAUGCUUGUGUGUAAAAUGAUUUUCAGAAAAUAUGUUUGCCUGUUGCUAUUGACAUAUGAUGUACCAGUACAUAGCUAUCUUAUUUUGAAAGCAUUUAGUUAAUGUUAUAUUCCUUGAUUGAAACAUAUAGAUGUUUAUCUACGUAUAUGGGUGAAGGAUGGAAGUUCUACAGAAGCUGUUCCACAUGUGUUGAUAGACUGGCAUAUCAACUUGUCUGGCCUCAUGUUCUUCUCAGACAAGCUGCAGCAAGACAAAUACAAGAAUAUUCCAAAUAUGGUGAUGAUAGGAAUGUUUGACAAGUAUUUUGUUGCUCCAGAGACGAGUAUUCCUCCAGAUAUAGACACAUGGCUGGUAGAUCCUUUAACAACGAUUAGAUGUUCUUAUAACAUAAAUUCAUUGUCAAGAAUCCACACAGUUCUGCGUGCCAUCAGCCAAAUGCAAGUGUCUGUGAAACGUGUUCAUAAUUCAAUAGAAGAUAAACUCCUCUCAUCUCAAGAAAAGUCCAAGAAGUUGGCUGCUAGGGAGGAUCUUGUCUUGAAAGUAGGCCAGUUAAAAAAUGAGCUUGCCUGGCAGAUGAACAAAUUGCAGCAACAAAAAGAUAUCUAUGACAACUGCCUGAAAGCUAUAGAUGAAAGGAGUCAUGAUCUGAAAAAAUCUUUCCAUGAACUGGAGAAAAAUCGAGAAAACCAUGAAGAAAAGAAGAAAACUUACUUUCAGAUUCGUGAAAAUUAUAUCAAGGAAAACUAUCAGCUUUUGAUACGUAGAAAACAGCUGAUCAGUGAAUUGACAACUUACAUAUAUCCAAUUACAGAGACAAAGGAUGGAAGGUUGUGUAUAUGUUCUGUGUAUUUGCCAAAUUCUGAACAAUUUCAUGGUCAAGAUGACAUGAGAACUGCUGUUGCCCUUGGAUACACGUGUCACCUGGUUGAAAUGAUGUCACAUAUUUUAGAUUUUCCAUUACGAUAUCCAAUGCACCAUAACUCAUCUAGAUCUUCUAUAACUGACCAUAUACAUUCCAAACUAACAGCUAAAGACAAAACAUUCCCAUUGUAUGCCAAAGGCAAAGAAAAAUUCCAGUUCAAUUAUGGCGUGUUCUUGUUAAAUAAAAACAUAAGCCAGUUGAGAUUUUACUGCGGGCUUGGGACCACCGAUUUAAGACUCACACUACCAAACAUUAAAACUCUCCUAGAGUCAAGAUUGGGCAUUAAGUUUGACAGCCAUGAGAUGGGAAAGACUAAACUCGAGUUCAAAGACAACUUGAGUAUACCCUCUAAUGGAAAAACAGAAACAGUAAGCUCUCUAGCUUCAGGAGGUAAAAACAGUACUAAACAUCCUGAGGAAGUUGAUUUAGAGAGAGCACUUUUAACAGACAAGCAAAGAGACGAAAUGGACUCAAAGUCUGCAAAUAAAGAAAACAGUCCAGUUCAUUUGACAGAUGAUAAUACUAAAAGAACAGGACACAGUCCCAGUGAUAAUGAAGAAAUGUUUCAAGCAUCUGAUGACAAUUUUUUCAAACUUAAAAUGACUACCUUUAACAAUGAUUCAGCAAAUAAUUCAAGUUGUGGUUCAUUUACUGAACAAACCAAUGGAAUGAUGUCAUUCAGUAGAAACUUUAGUCUCUCUCCGUCCCCCGGCAGUGGAGAAAACAAUAUAAGUACAGAAAACAAUUUAAGUGGGGAAAAUGAUGUGUUGUUAGUAAACCAUUCCACAAUGCAAGGUGCAGAUUCUAAAACCAGUCUAGGGUCAUGUGAAGAACUCUCAUCAGGGGAGGAUACUCUAGAGAGUAGUAAAGCGCCACCUAGUGAUUCAGUCUGUGAUAAUACCAGUGUAACAAAUAGUGCUAUAGCAUCAGAAGUAACUACCACAGCUUCAACUGAAGAACAUGCAGAAAAUAUUAAUGGACAUUCUGCAGAAAUCUUAUAUAAGAGAACGUAAAAUGAUGCUUUGUAGAACAUAUUAAUGUGCUUUGGCCUUCCAUUUAACCAGGGUCCAGAUUCAUCAAAGUCCUAAGUCUAAAAUGUAAGCUUUAACCCUAACCGUGCUAAAUUACUGUUAUGAACUUGUCCAUAUUUCAAUUUGGACAGAACCAUUGUCUGUUAAAAGGGGUGCUUACCAAAAAGAUACUGACUGAAUGGCGAACAGUGCAGAUCUUGAUCUGCAAGGAUGUGCAGGCUGAUCAAGAUCUACACUGGUUGCAAAAGCAGAAUAAACUGUGUACAGCAUGAUGAGGGUUAAUAUUAAAUCUUUAUACAUUGAAGUAGCUAUGAUAUCUUAAACAAUGCCUCUUAGUUAUGUUUUGUAACAACGUGAGUUAUCUUUUAUUAUGUCAAAUUUCAUUAAAAGCUGUUGUUAUUGAAUAAGAGUAAAGUAAACUGAAAAUGAAGCAUUUUAGAUUAUAAAGUCUAUACUUACGUGACUUGUUAUGAUGAAUAUGGACCCUGUAGUAAUUGCUAUGAAGGUAGAAAGUGAAAGUUAGUGGUACACAUUAAUUUACUAAUCACUUCUAUAUACUGUGAAAUGACUAAUCGGUGUUAUUCAUGAUAGAUUUUUUAAAAAUUUCACCUCUCUGUCAAUCCACAAAAUUUUAUCUGCAGCUUAUACUAGUAUGGGUAUCUUUAAAACUUAAAAUCCAUGAAGUUUAAUCUCCACAAAUAAGUCGUGAUAGCCAAAACUACAACAUUUUGUGUGCAACUAAAUUAUAAAAUAUAUGAUUUUCCAAUAUACAUGUAUAGCUAAACUGAAGAUUUGGCAAUAUUUGCAGUACUUGUAUUUUUUGCUGUUUUUCCUGACAAGUUGUAACAAGCAUGAGUAUUAUCUAGCAGUAUGUUGAAAAGUAAAUAAAUAAAGUUGAUAAUUUUUAGCAACGGAAAAAACUGCUGUUAAAUCUGGAAAUAAAACUGAGGUGAUAAAAACACUGAAUCUACAGUAAUACUCUGUAAGUAGAGUGGCUAACAAUAGAGAUAGUAGUGAUUACCAAUGUAUGUAUACCGGUACUAAGAUAUAAAGUGAUGAUCUCAGAGUACUGAGAGAAUGGUUUCCAUUAUUUUAUCACACAGAAAGUUAUCUUAUGAAUCGAAGAGAUCUCCCAGUCUGUUGCUCAGUCACAAUGUCGGUCACUUUUAAACUACAAUGCUCACGUUGGUUAUUCACAUUCUAGUCAUUCUGCUGUACAUUGUAAUUCAUUCACUGUUAAGGUAUUUUGCAAUCUUAGGGAGCUUUUUGGAGCUAUAUAUAUAUAUAUAUCUGCCAAUAGGACAGUAUCAUCACAGGCAUUUCAGUAGAAAAUAUUGGAAGAUCUAAUUGUAAACUGUAAAUCAACUUUUAAUUUUUAGCUCACCUCUCACAAAGUGACAAGGUGAGCUUUUGUGAUCGUGCGGUGUCCGUCGUCCGUCCGUGCGCGCGUCCGUGCGUCCGUCCGUAAACUUUUGCUUGUGACCACUCUAGAGGUCACAUUUUUCAUGAGAUCUUUAUGAAAGUUGGUCAGAAUGUUUAUCUUGAUGAUUACUAGGUCAAGUUCAAAACUGGGUCACAUGCCAUCAAAAACUAGGUCAGUAGGUCUAAAAAUAGAAAAACCUUGUGACCUCUCUAGAGGCCAUAUAUUUCAUGAGAUCUUCAUGAAAAUUGGUCAGAAUGUUCACCUUGAUGAUAUCUAGGCCAAGUUCGAAACUGGGUCACGUGCCUUCAAAAACUAGGUCAGUAGGUCUAAAAAUAGAAAAACCUUGUGACCUCUCUAGAGGCUGUAUAUUUCACAAGAUCUUCAUGAAAAUUGGUCAGAACGUUCACCUUGAUAAUAUCUAGGUCAAGUUCGAAACUGGGUCACGUGCCUUCAAAAUCUAGGUCAGUAGGUCAAAUUAUAGAAAAACCUUGUGACCUCUCUAAAGGCCAUAUUUUUCAUGGGAUCUGUAUGAAAGUUGGUUUGAAUGUUCAUCUUGUGGAUAUCUAGGCCAAGUUCGAAACUGGGUCACGUGCGGUCAAAAACUAUGUCAGUAGGUCUAAAAAUAGAAAAACCUUGUGACCUCUCUAGAGGCCAUAUAUUACAUGAGAUCUUCAUGAAAAUUGGUCAGAAUGUUCACCUUGAUGAUAUCUAGGUCAGGUUCGAAAGUGGGUCACAUGCCAUCAAAAACUAGGUCAGUAGGUCAAAUAAUAGAAAAACCUUGUGACCUCUCUAGAGGCCAUAUUUUUCAUGGGAUCUGUAUGAAAGUUGGUCUGAAUGUUCACCUUGAUGAUAUCUAGGUCAAGUUCGAAAGUGGGUCACGUGCCUUCAAAAACUAGGUCAGAAGGUCAAAUAAUAGAAAAACCUUGUGACCUCUCUAAAGGCCAUAUUUUUCAUGGGAUCUGUAAGAAAAUUGGUCUGAAUGUUCAUCUUGGUCAAAAACUAGGUCAGUAGGUCUAAAAAUAGAAAAACCUUGUGACCUCUCUAGAGGCCAUACUUUUGAACGGAUCUCCAUAGAAAUUGGUCAGAAUGUUCACCUUAAUGAUAUCUAGGUCAAGUUUGAAACUGGGUCACGUGCCAUAAAAAACUAGGUCAGUAGGUCAAAUAAUAAAAAAAACAUUGUGACCUCUCUAGAGGCCAUACUUUUCAUGGGAUCUGUAUGAAAGUUGGUCUGAAUGUUCAUCUUGGUGAUAUCUAGAUCAGAUUUGAAACUGGGUCAACUGCGGUCAAAAACUAGGUCAGUAGGUCUAAAAUUAUUAAAAAAUUUUGACCUCUCUUGAGGCCAUAUUUUUCAAUGGAUGUUCAUGAAAAUUGAUCUGAAUGUUCACCUUGAUGAUAUCUAGGUCAGUUUCGAAACUGGGUCACGUAUGGUCAAAAACUAGGCCAGUAGGUAUAAAAAUAGAAAAACCUUGUGACCUCUCUAGAGGCCAUAUUUUUCAUGAGAUCUUCAUGAAAAUUAGUGAGAAUAUUCACCUUGAUGAUAUCUAGUUAAAGUUCAAAACAGGGUCACGUACCUUUGAAAACUAGGUCAACAGGUCAAAUAAUAGAAAAACCUUGUGACCUCUCUAGAGACCAUUUUUUUCAAUGGAUCUUCAUGAAAAUUGGUCAGAAUUUUUAUCUUGAUAAUAUCUAGGUCAAGUUCAAAACUGGGUCACAUGAGCUCAAAAACUAGGUCACUAUGUCAAAUAAUAGAAAAAACGAUGUCAUACUCAAAACUGGGUCAUGUGGGAAGAGGUGAGCGAUUCAGAACCAUCAUGGUCCUCUUGUUUCUUAUUGUGCAACAAAAAUAUGCUUCAGAGUCUAAUCCAAUAAAUAAGUUGAUGAACUGAAAAGAGGGGAGAGGGGUAUCACUGCACCUUUAUGUUUUUUGAGUUAAGCAACCUGAGCACAAUGUGCUCAAGGUGAGCUAUUCUGAUACCCAUUUGUUGUCUGCACUACUUACAUUUUGGAUGUCAAAAUUAUUACCAAGUCUUAAUGAAACUUGGUCAGAAUGUAUAUCUCUAGAAAAUCUUGAAAGAGUUUGAAGAACUGGAUCAUUUUUGGUCUACGGCUAGUGUCACUUGGUCAAAUCUUAAAAAGAAAAAACUUGUUUAGCAAGGAGAAGUUGGCAGUUACUUGCAUAGAACAGGUUAGUAUUGAUACAGAAUCUAAGAACACUGGUUGGGUCAUCUGACAACCGAAAUACUGUUAAAAAAUAGUGCAUAACCCAAAACAAACAAGGAGGCUGUGUCUUCAACCUGGUCAUUAUGAAACAUGGUUAAAAUGUCUUUAUGAAAUCUAGUUCAAUUUUGAAACAUUACACACAAAAACUAGGUCACAGUUUCAAAUAAUAGAAACAUUUGUUAACAUAAUUUCUACCCUACCUUUAUUAAAUUUUGUCAAAAUGUUUGUCUUUAUUGAGGUAAGGUCAAGUUUAAAACAUAUAUCUGAGGUGAAAAAAAAUAUGUCGCCUUGCCAAAUGAACCUUGUUAGUUAACACUACUGAGUCAGAUUUUCUACCUGAUUUUGUGAACUUUUGUCAGAAUGGUUGUCUUUGUAAAAGCAAGGUCAAGUUUGCAGAAGUACGGCAAGUGAGGGAUAGAGCUAUCAGAGCCCUCAAACGUUUAUAAUAGUGACUGAAAUAUUUCAGUGAAUGCUUCUCAUCUCUAUCUACCUCUUCACAUGUCUCCCUUGUUGUAUUUGCAAUUAACCCUUACCUUGCUAAAUUUCUAUGAUGAACUUGUCCAUCUUUUCAUUUGGACAAUACCUUUAUUAUUCGAAGGGGUGUUCAAUGAAAAUUUACUGAUUGAAUAGCAAACAGUGCAGACCAUGAUCAGCCUGCACAGAUAUGCAGGCUGAUCUUGGUCUGUUGUGGUCACAAAGGUUAAAUGAAAACUGUUGUCAUUCUCCCUCCCAGAAUUUGAAAAAAGAGUUAUCAUAGGACAAUAAAAUUAAUGAAAUG
Messenger RNA from Mercenaria mercenaria, 6417 nucleotides. Its product is annotated as UV radiation resistance-associated protein-like. Gene Ontology annotation, cellular component: lytic vacuole; endosome. The coding region runs from base 266 to 1978 and encodes 570 amino acids. Gene Ontology annotation, biological process: SNARE complex assembly. NCBI's taxonomy places the organism in Eukaryota, Metazoa, Mollusca, Bivalvia, Venerida, Veneridae. Gene Ontology annotation, molecular function: SNARE binding. The transcript is spliced from 11 exons. The record is from RefSeq and is a predicted model, not a curated record.